UACAGCCUGUACAGAGAAGAGGAGAUCACUCUCUACCCAGAUAAACACGGCUGUGUCAGGGACCUGCUGGAGGAAUGUAAAAAAGCUGUGGAGCUCUCCGACAAAGGCUCAGAGAAGCUCCGACUGUUGGAGAUCGUAAGCUAUAAGAUCAUCGGGGUUCACCAGGAGGACGAGCUGUUAGAAUGUUUAUCUCCCGCCGCCAGCCGUACCUUCAGAAUAGAGGAACUUCCUCUGGACCAGGUAGACCUGGAUAAGGACACUGAGAUGUUGAUUCCCGUCGCACAUUUCCACAAGGAGGUCUUUGGAACGUUUGGAAUCCCUUUCCUGCUGAAGAUCAGACAGGGUGAGCCGUUCAGAGAUGUGAUGAGGAGGAUUCAGAGCAUGCUGGAAAUCCAGGAGAAAGAGUUUGAGAAGUUCAAGUUUGCGAUUGUGAUGAUGGGCCGGCAUCAGUACAUCACUGAGGAUGAGUACGAGGUCAACCUGAAAGACUUCCAGCCACAGCCAGGUAACAUGUCCCACCCUCGACCCUGGUUAGGCCUGGACCACUUCAACAAAGCCCCGAAGAGAGGUCGCUAUACCUACCUGGAGAAAGCUAUCAAGAUCCACAACUGAGCAACCCUCCUCUCUCUUCUUCCUCAUCCCUCCUCUUCCUCUCUUCCUCCUCUCUCCUCUUCCUCCUCUCUCUCUUCCUCCUCCUUAACCCACCAUAACCACAGACUGUAACCAACCAAGUGUCUGUGCCCCACCUCUAACACCUUCCACAGACAGACACCGUGAUGUCUCCUCCUGUCUCUGUCACACGGAUCCAUCCAUCCAUCCAUUAGCAGGCUGCUGAUGAUCAUGAUGAUGAUGAUGAUACUAUACCACCUCUUCUACCCAACCCCCCCUCCUCUCAAACCCCCUCUCCCUCUUCCUCCCCCCCACCACCACCCUUCUACUGUUUUUGAGGCUGUUAAGUUUUUGGCUUCUAACUCCGACUGCCUAUUUUUGUCUGGAUGAAAGAAAUGAAAUUGGAGAAAAGGACAGGAUGAUGAACUUUACUUUUUCCUGGUUUAUUUUUUGUUUUUGUUUUUAAUAAUAAGAGUUGUUUCAAAACGUAAAGAGCGCUGCUGCAUAUAGUGGGGGGGUGACGAGGCAGAGAAAAGUGAGCCAUCAUCAUUAGCAGAAACCAAGAAGGAUGAUUUGGUCUUUUAAAGAAGAGAACCAGAAGGGGUGAAGCUUGAGACUAGUAUUCCUGAUGUGAUCCUCUUCAUAUCCCCCCUCCCCUUUAGUCAACUAGUCAGUGUUUCCAUCUUUAAAAACAAAUUCAGUUUUUGUCUUUUUUCUGCAAUAUCUUCUUGUAUAAUAAAAUAAAAAUCCACAGCAUCUGUUUAAAAUAAAUGUAAAAAGAGAACAAGUGGUCUGUACUUUCAUCUUGCACGUUGCCACUUCAUAUCAACGCCGUUUCUCAGGACUGGUAAAUGGCAACUUUGGUCGUACGUAUGAUUUUAAUGUUGCCCUUCCUCUCCUCUUCCCCUGUUCCGUUCCCCCUCUCUCUCCCAGGGUUUGUUUCUCCUGUUCCCUCCCUCCCUCUCUCUCCCGGAGGGUUUGUGAUGGCGUGUAUCUCUGGUGUUUGUGUUGGGGGAGUUUGACUGAGCAGCGCUGCUUUAGUAGGAAGCCUCGGCCAUUAGUGAGCCCUCUGGUUUCACCAUAUAUACACAGAACCAGUGUUACUAUAAUUAUUACUAGAACAACCAACACACUGACCGAUUUUCUUAAGCACAGAUGGAAUGCCCCCCUCCCCCCCCUAAAAACCCAUCAUAGUUGGCUUUGUGAAGAGAUUUGAAAUUGUGUGUGUAUAUAAAAAUAAAAAAAACGAAAAAAAACAUGUAGAAUGAGAAACACAGAAUGUUGUUGAUUGGCUACAAGUUGAAAUGAUUCAGGUGUUCAUAUUCCUCCUGUAGUUUGUUUUUGUUUAGGGUUCCUUCAUUUCUUUAGAUCCUUGUUGUUUUUGGUUCUGUUUUCUCCUGUUUGUUUUAACUAACGGCACCCGUUGGUUCUGAUAGCGAUGUUAAGGGUUAAGAUAACGAGCUGCGGUACCGACCGGUGGGAUUAGGGUUCAGAAACGCUGCUAACUUCCCCCCCCCCUAAAAAAAAGACUCCCAGGUUUUCCACAGAUCCCAGUUGGAGGAUUCCAGACUAGCUGCGUAUACUCCUCCUGAUUCCCAGGAAUCUUCCAAAAGGGUUUUUCUGGGGAAACCCAGGGAAUUCUGGGGAAGUUACUGGAGUUUUGUCACCCUAGAUGAGAUCAGGGCAAGUUAUCCACAAAGAGUCUCUGAGUAGGGAGUGCUGGUCUAGGAUCUGUCUGUAGAAGCUUUUUCCUUUACGAUCUAGAAGGCCAAACUGCUGCUAGAGCGGCACCACUACUAUCCUGAGACUCUGGGUGGAUAACGGGCCCUGAUCAACACCCAUGUUCCUCCUUGAUUGGGUGUUUUUCCAGUUGAAGCUCGUCCCUGUAGCGGCAGUGUACCACGACUACUCCUGUAUAUUGCCUUUUUUUUGCUGGAAAAUGUAUGUUGAAUAAAAGUUUUCUAUAAAAACA
Salvelinus fontinalis (brook trout) is the source of this 2581-nucleotide messenger RNA. RefSeq names its product ubiquitin carboxyl-terminal hydrolase 7-like. The annotation marks the transcript as partial. NCBI's taxonomy places the organism in Eukaryota, Metazoa, Chordata, Actinopteri, Salmoniformes, Salmonidae. The transcript is spliced from 7 exons. The record is from RefSeq and is a predicted model, not a curated record.